AUGUCAUCAUCAUCUCUUCUAUUCUAUCGUACACAACGACUACCAUUAUUCCUUAUUAUUCGUUCAAAUUCAACAGCUUCCACCACAUCUCGUGUACAAUCCACAACAAAAUGGAAACGUUUAACUUAUCAAAUUGGAGGCAGUUUAGUGGCAGUGGGCACAUUGGGUUAUUGUUGGGCUCGUUCACAAGCUCUUUUAGCCUCAUCUGACAAAGCACAUCCUGCACAAAUACCGUGGACAUUUAAUGGUCCAUUUUCAUCGUUAGAUCAUGCGGCAAUUCGUCGUGGUUUUGAAGUUUAUAAACAAGUGUGUGCCGCGUGUCAUUCAAUGAAAUUUCUUCAAUAUCGACAUUUGGUCGGUGUCUGUUAUACGGAAGAUGAUGCUAAGAAAGAAGCAGCCGAUAAUCUUAUCGAAGAUGGACCAGAUGAUGACGGACUAAUGUUUACACGACCCGGAAAAUUGACUGAUCAUGUACCACCACCUUACAAGAAUGAUAAAGCAGCGAAAGCAGCUAAUAAUGGUGCAUUACCACCAGAUCUAUCGUUAAUUUCUUUAGGUCGUGGCGAUGGUCCAAAUUACAUUUUUAGUUUAUUAACCGGAUAUCAAGAUCCACCAGCCGGCGUUAAAGGAGAAGAAAAUUUACAUUAUAAUCCUUACUUUGGUGGUGGAUGGAUAGCUAUGGCAAAACAACUUUACGAUGAUCAGAUUGAAUAUACAGACGGAACAAAGGCUACCGAAACACAAUUGGCAGCCGAUGUUGUCUCAUUUUUAAAAUGGUCGGCUGAGAGAGAACAUGAUGAUAGGAAAAAGAUGGCCGUUAAAGGUAUUUUAAUAUUUGCUCCAUUAUGUGUGUUAAUGUAUCAUUGGAAACGUGUUAAAUGGGCAUCAAUAAAAUCUAGAAAAAUUGCAUUUUAUAAACCACCAUCCAAAUAUUCUGAAUAA
Messenger RNA from Didymodactylos carnosus, 942 nucleotides. Lineage: Eukaryota; Metazoa; Rotifera; Eurotatoria; Philodinida; Philodinidae. The record is from the annotation of a GenBank genome assembly.